AGCAUUGACUUUCAGAAUUUAUAUUUUGUGUUGUUUAUGUUUAAUUUAUUUUUAUAAUGAAUAAUAAAUGGAACGCGGUUUCUGAAAUUCUUUGGAGAAAGAAGAAGUGCAUUUUACUUUUUUUAUUAGUGUUUUUGCUUUUUAUAUUAUUUAUAAAAUAUUCAAUUGAAACAGGAAAGUCUAUCAAUACAGUUUCGCCAUCCAAUUGUUUGUUUUGUAAAAUUGCCAACGGCAGCAGGACACCGCACAAAUUGGAAUUUGAAAACGAUGAAUAUGUCAUAUUUAUGGACAAAAGACCAGUAUCCACUCAUCAUUAUCUGGCGAUUCCCAAGACACACUACGACAGCUUAAAUGUGCUUAAUAAAUCCCACGUAGGGCUAGUAAGUCGGAUGCAGCAUGGUAUGAUCCGGUUUCUUGAAUCAAAAGGUGUUGAUACAUCGGAUGCUAUAAUUGGUUUUCAUAUUCCGCCGUUUAUAUCACAAAAGCAUCUUCAUUUACAUGGAAUUUCACCCGUUUCUGAGAUGAGCCUUUCGAAUCGGAUCAGUUUCCUGAUGCCAUCGUUUUGGGCCAAGGCGGCAAAUGAUGCGAUUGAUGAGUUACGACGCUCGGAACUUUAGUUGUGAGGAUCGGUUUUAGUCUUAUAAUAUAAGCAACACCGUCCAGUGGCACUAUUUACUUAAAGUUGUCUCUUCGUUUUCGGAUUAACAUUUUGGUUUUUGAUAACAUGUUUUUCUCGCCCUUAAAUUUUAUUAAUAAAAUUGUUUAAUAUAAUUUAAA
Drosophila innubila is the source of this 777-nucleotide messenger RNA. Its product is annotated as histidine triad nucleotide-binding protein 3. The transcript is spliced from 3 exons. Gene Ontology annotation, molecular function: catalytic activity. The record is from RefSeq and is a predicted model, not a curated record. NCBI's taxonomy places the organism in Eukaryota, Metazoa, Arthropoda, Insecta, Diptera, Drosophilidae. Bases 57 to 617 code for a protein of 186 amino acids.